Nothoprocta perdicaria is the source of this 2653-nucleotide messenger RNA. RefSeq names its product multiple EGF like domains 9 (gene MEGF9). Gene Ontology annotation, molecular function: extracellular matrix structural constituent. Gene Ontology annotation, biological process: axon guidance. Bases 1 to 1407 code for a protein of 468 amino acids. The record is from RefSeq and is a predicted model, not a curated record. The transcript is spliced from 6 exons. Gene Ontology annotation, cellular component: basement membrane. Lineage: Eukaryota; Metazoa; Chordata; Aves; Tinamiformes; Tinamidae.
AUGGASCUGAUGGGUAACGUGCAGCAGAUGUUUGGGAUGAACGUGGCCAAAAGGCACCCUGGAAUGGCUGGAGGUGRAAUUGUCUUUAUUGUGGAAGGAGAAGGAAUAAAAAUGACUGUUCCUAGGAAUAAGCAGCCCCUGCUCUUGAAGUUGCUCUAUUUGGUAGCCUGGGCUGUGUUGGGUUUCGAAGCUGCCGCAAUCCGAGGCUCGCCGUGCAACUGCAGCGCGAGCGGCGGCGAGUGCAACGCCAGCACGGGAGCGUGCGCCUGCCGGCCGGGCUACGCGGGGCCGCGCUGCGAGGGCUGCGCCCCGGGCUACGUCGCUGCCGCGGACGGCGAGGCCUGCCGGCCCUGCGGCUGCAGCCCCCACGGGGCCCUCGGGCCCGGCUGCCGCACAGAUGGGCAGUGCCAGUGCAGAGUCGGCGUGACGGGCCCCAAGUGCGACCGCUGCGACGAUGGCUACUACAGGUCCAACGCAAGCAGCUGCGAGCCCUGCGAGUGCAACAACCGCUCCCGGAGCUGCCACGCCGUGACAGGCGCCUGCCUGGACUGCCAGGAGAACACGGAGGGAGAGCACUGCGAGCGCUGCAAGGAGGGCUUCUACCGCAGCGGCCGGCCCRGCCCGGCCUGCCACCGCUGCCCCUGUUCCACGGUGGCCUCCACCGGCACCUGCCACAUCAGACCCGGUGACAGUGCCCCGACAUGUGACAAAUGCAAAGCUGGGUAYACGGGCCCCAACUGCAACCGCUGCGACGACGGCUACUACAACUCGGACAGCAUCUGCGUGAGAUGCAGCUGCAACGGGAACGUGGACGCGGCGCGGACGCCCCGGGUGUGCGAGCCGGACAGYGGGCGCUGCAUCGGCUGCCUCUACCACACUGCCGGCUUCCACUGCGACGAGUGCCAGGAGGGCUACAGCCGGGACCCCGCCGGAGGCAACUGCACCAAGAACGAAGUCACGCUUGGCCCGGAAACAACAGAGUUUAUAACAUCUGCUCCGAACAUCAGCAGAGCAACAUCAUUUUCAACUGUAGUAAUAAACAGUACGUUCUCCCCAACAACUCUGCAGACUGUACUUCCUAUAAGUUCCUCUGACAAUAGUACUUCUGCUUUUGCAGAUGUUUCAUGGACUCAGUUUAACAUAAUUAUUUUGACAGUUAUUAUCAUAGUUGUUGUCCUACUAAUGGGCUUUGUGGGAGCUGUCUACAUGUACCGUGAGUAUCAAAACCGAAAACUGAACGCUCCUUUUUGGACCAUUGAACUCAAAGAGGACAACAUCAGUUUUAGCAGUUACCACGACAGCAUUCCCAACGCUGAUGUGUCAGGCCUGUUGGAAGAUGAUGGCAAUGAAGUCGCGCCAAAUGGACAGCUAACACUGACAACUCCCAUGCAUAACUACAAAGCUUAAUGAAGAAGCAAUCCAGAUGUUCCACAGUUGGCUUAAAAAAUUGCAGGGCUUGUUGACGGGGUAUCGGGAUCCGUGCCAAGGCUCCAAGCAAUGGAUUUUGCUCUUCAGGUACUCUUAUGCUGGGCAUGCUGAAGCUUGCAGGUGAACGGAAAAACGUGUAGUACAUCUGAAUUUCAGGUAGUUUGGUGAAAUGCGUUCACUUUCUUGUUCUCCUUAAAGUUCCACAGAGUUCACUGUUGUUAAGGAUUCAAAAUUACUCUGAUCUUAAAAUACUUUUUAUUUAUGAAGAGAUGAUGGGGUGGAAAAAGCAAUACCCCAUGAAGCUACUUGACUUCCAGCCAACCUAACACACAUGCCUGCAUCCUUUAUUUUGAAAAGUAGUUGGUGAAUUAACAGUGGAUUUUAAGGAAACAGAGUUUUGUAAAGACUUCAUAUUAGGUCCUGAUAUGAAUUUGCUUGAAGAGGUAGGAGGGAGGGAAGGAAGAAAGAAACAAAGAAAGAAAAAUCAGGGAAACCAGUGUUCACUGUACUAUCAAGAGGCAAGUAGAGGAGUAAGMUACACACUUGAACAAAAAUCAGCACUAUCAGUUUUGACUAAGCUAGGAAACAGGAAAAAAAUACCAUGGAAAUAAUGGAGUUAGGGAGGAGGCUGUGCUUUUCCCUUUCUGAGUACUUUCACAGGGUGAUGAUGGUAUUAAAACAUAGGAAGACUUUUUUUCUCUAGUAGGAGUUGAUGAGCUUGUAUAGUUUCUGUGCAAGAAAGAUGACAAGACAUCUCAGGGUUGCCAUGUAAAAAGAAAAGCUGGGCUUAAUAUCCUACCCUGAUAGAAAUGAUGUGUUCUGUAUAUAGAAUGUAAUAUAUCUUAUUGGAAUUGUAUUUGUAAUUAUUUGUAAAAAAGACAACCAACCAAAAAAAAAACCCAACAAGAAAAUCAUGACCCCCUCCGACUCCGUAUUCCCUAAGUCGUAUUUUAUCAUCUAGAUUUUAAUUGUACAGCGGUUAGUGGCGUUGUUUAAAAAGAAAAAAAAAAAAAAAAAGAGGAUUGUUUAAAAUACUGUAAAUUAGAUGGCAAUAUGUCUGGAGCUGGGACUCUGGCAAACACCCACUGCUUGAAGCUUUUCUUCUCAUGUCACUGAAUAAUUUUCUUUUUUAGAGAAAAUGUAAGUGCUCCCUACUUGCAUCUGUCAACUUUCCUCGUUCCUUUAAAUACGCAGUAAAUAGCCCUCCCUGCCAUGACGAGGCCCU